AUGAACACGCGUGAUGAGGCCAGAAGACCCAUUGCUACAACCAUACCCGAGAAUAACAUUCAAUUGUAUACUAUUGUUACGCCGCAGAUGCAUUUCCAUAUACCCUAUCCGCCUUCCCAGGUAGGAUAUUGGUCACCAGUCACAUCAACCCUCAACUGGUGCGAAGAGGACUAUUAUGCGACUCCAUAUGCCGCUGAAAUUGUAAAUGCCUUAACCAACGUCCUCUUUCUCUACCUGGGAAUAAAGGGUAUCCGGAGUUGCCGGAAGAAUGGCCACGACUCUAUCUUUCAAGUUGCAUUCCUCGGAUAUCUCCUGCGUCCAAGCAUGAUUGCUAAUCAGCAGCUGUCCGGUGUAAUAGAUCCGAUGCAGCUCGUUGACGAGCUAUCAAUGAUAUACACGACGUGCCUGAUGUGCUAUGCCACUUUCUCCUUCUCUAGAUCUCGAACCCAGUGUUAUAUCCUCGGGUCUGGUCUCCUGAGCUUGUCUAUCUUUAUCACCCUUUACUACCAUUAUAUUCAAGAUCCCGUUUUCCACCAAGUGGCGUAUGGAGUGCUUACAGCAAUCGUGGUAUUCCGGAGCAUGUGGGUCAUGGAAGUUACCCUACGUCCAUCUCUACGGAGAUUGCGCAAUCAAAACAAACCGAAUUUCUCGGGACAGACAUUAACUAUCAACGGAGAGACAGUAAACGAGAGAGAUAUUCGUAUUCUCAAGAGUAUGUGGGUAAUGGUUGCUUAUGGUCUGUCGACUUUCCUUGGAGGGUUUGCCAUCUGGAACUUGGACAAUGAAUAUUGCUCGAACCUGCGAACUUGGCGCCGUGAGCUUGGACUUCCAUGGGGCAUUCUGCUGGAAGGACACGGCUGGUGGCACCUUCUCACCGGAAUUGGUGCUUAUAUGUAUAUCACCUGGGGGAUAUGGCUGCGCCAUUGCCUCAAUGGCCGCCAAGAUGAUUAUAGGCUACACUGGCCUCGUCUUUAUAAUGCUGCAGACAUUGUUCGUGUCCAGGAUACAUCUAAACCCUCAACACCCGAAGGUUACGCUGAGAAACUCAAUUAA
Molecule: messenger RNA, 1053 nt
Organism: Microsporum canis CBS 113480
Lineage: Eukaryota; Fungi; Ascomycota; Eurotiomycetes; Onygenales; Arthrodermataceae
Product: alkaline ceramidase
Exons: 5
Coding region: 1-1053 (350 amino acids)
Biological process (GO): ceramide biosynthetic process; ceramide catabolic process
Cellular component (GO): endoplasmic reticulum membrane
Source: RefSeq, a predicted model, not a curated record